AUGGGGUUUGGGGGAUCAUUUGGUUGCUGUUUUGUGUCUGGUUCGAGCUGUUGGUUGCAGCAGUGUUGUUUUGUGAUGAUUCUCGCCGGAGAUGGCGGAUCUGAUGGGUUUGGGGUCGGGGGUCAGCCCGGCCUAGCCUGUCAAAUUUCAAAAUUAUAUGUAUUAACCCAAUGAGGUGGGUCAACCCAUAUUGACAACUCUAAUUUUAAUGAUAAUAUGGUCGCAACAUUCGAUAUUCUUGGAGCUUUUGAGUGGUUAGGAACCAAUCCAAUGCCCCCUGAGUUUUGGAUUCUUCCAUCUUUUCUUCCUAUGAAUCCAGCAAAAAUGUGGUGUUACUGUCGAAUGGUUUACAUGCCAAUGUCUUAUCUCUAUGGGAAGAGAUUUGUUGGUCCAAUCACACCUCUCAUUUUGCAAUUGAGGGUUGAGUUAUAUAGUCAACCAUACGAUGAAAUUAACUGGAAAAGAGUACGCCAUUUAUGUGCAAAGGAGGAUCUCUAUUACCCUCAUCCAUGGGUUCAAGAUUUAAUGUGGGACAGUCUCAACAUAUGUACCGAGCCUCUAUUGACUCGUUGGCCUUUCAACAAGCUGAGAAAUAAAGCUCUUGCAGUUACCAUGAAACAUAUACAUUAUGAAGACGAGAAUAGCCGAUAUAUCACCAUUGGAUGUGUUAAUAAAGUAUUGUGUAUGCUUGCUUGUUGGGUUGAGGAUCCAAAUGGCAGUUAUUUCAAAAAACAUCUUGCUCGGAUUCCAGAUUAUUUAUGGGUAGCUGAAGAUGGAAUGAAAAUGCAGAGUUUCGGUAGUCAAGCAUGGGAUACUAGUUUUGCUAUUCAAGCAUUAUUGGCCAGUGAGAUGAAUGAUGAUAUAUUAGAUACUCUGAGAAAAGGACAUGACUUCAUAAAAACAUCGCAGGUGAAGGACAGUCCUUCUGGUGAUUUUAAAGGGAUGUAUCGGCAUAUCUCAAAAGGAUCGUGGACUUUUUCAGAUCAAGAUCAUGGAUGGCAAGUAUCUGAUUCCACUGCCGAAGCAUUAAAGUGCUGCCUUUUCUUCUCUACAAUGCCUUCAGAAUUAGUUGGUGAGGCAAUCGAACCUGCACGACUGUAUGACUCAGUGGAUGUUAUUCUUACCUUCCAGCAAAAAUGGGGUUUAGCCGCUUGGGAGCCUGCAGGGGCCUCACAGUAUUUGGAGUUGCUCAAUCCUACUGAACUUUUUGCGGACAUUGUCAUUGAGCACGAGUAUGUUGAGUGCACUGGCGCGUCAAUCCAAGCACUAGUUCUGUUUAAAAAGCUAUACCCUGGACACCGGACCACAAAGAUUGACAAUUUCAUUGAUAAUGCUGUUAAAUAUCUUGACGAUGUACAGAAGCCUGAUGGUUCAUGGUAUGGUUCCUGGGGUGUGUGCUUUACAUAUGCUUCCUGGUUUGCUCUUGGAGGGCUUGCUGCAGCAGGCAAGAGUUACAGCAACUCUGCGGCUGUUCGAAAAGGCGUUGAAUUUCUGUUACGAAGACAAAGGUCUGAUGGUGGUUGGGGAGAAAGCUAUCAUUCUUGUCCUGACAAGGUAUAUAAAGAGCUUGAAACAGAACACUCAAAUCUUGUACAAACUGCAUGGGCAUUGAUGGGAUUGAUUCACUCUGGCCAGGUUGAUAGAGAUCCAAGACCCAUCCACCGUGCGGCUAGGCUUUUGAUUAAUUCUCAAAUGGAAGAUGGUGACUUCCCACAACAGGAAAUAACUGGAGUUGUCAUGAAGAAUUGCAUGUUGCACUAUGCAGCAUAUAGAAAUAUAUUUCCAUUGUGGGGUUUGGCUGAAUACCGCAAAAAUGUCCAAGUACCAUUAGAACACAACUAA
Molecule: messenger RNA, 1842 nt
Organism: Solanum verrucosum
Lineage: Eukaryota; Viridiplantae; Streptophyta; Magnoliopsida; Solanales; Solanaceae
Product: beta-amyrin synthase-like
Biological process (GO): triterpenoid biosynthetic process
Cellular component (GO): lipid droplet
Molecular function (GO): beta-amyrin synthase activity
Source: RefSeq, a predicted model, not a curated record